Molecule: messenger RNA, 8697 nt
Organism: Sardina pilchardus (European sardine)
Lineage: Eukaryota; Metazoa; Chordata; Actinopteri; Clupeiformes; Clupeidae
Gene: sos2
Product: son of sevenless homolog 2 (Drosophila)
Exons: 24
Coding region: 985-5112 (1375 amino acids)
Biological process (GO): positive regulation of GTPase activity; Ras protein signal transduction
Cellular component (GO): plasma membrane
Molecular function (GO): protein heterodimerization activity; guanyl-nucleotide exchange factor activity
Source: RefSeq, a predicted model, not a curated record
GCGAGCCCUCCCUCCCUUUUGCGUUACGCAGAUGCGGAAAGUGAGCCGACGCAGGAACGCAAAGAGAGCAAGUGAGGAGCCGAGAUUAUUUCAAACAUGGACACGGACGCUGAACGGGAGAGUUGAAUCGGGACUUCCACUAACGCUACCAGUAACAAAAACAACAACGCCAGCGUUCUUCUAUUCACGCCCGGAACGUUUUCAAGGGAUUUUACUUCGAAUGGUCUUUCGAGGAGUUUUUCUUAAUGAAGAGUACUGUCGACAGACACGGAAAAGAUGACAAUUUCCUUCAUAAACAGAAGUAAAGAAACUCUUCCUCAGGAAUUGAAUGAAGGAUCUUCUUGUGCCACAACACGGAUCCCUGUGCAUCAAGGCCAAAGAUACAGCCAGCGCAUACAGAUGUGCUUCUAAGCAGUUGGCUCAAAAGCAGAUCUGCGAAAUACAACUCCCACCGAAUUAGAUGCAUUUUAAUCCGGUCCUUUAGAUCAGAGUCACUGACAACUCGUGCAAAAUAAACAAAUAUUUUUGCCUUGCCAGAUUGCUAUGAGUUAGCUUCUUAGCUCGCUAAUGUUAGCCACUGUUUGUCGCGGGUGAAAAAAGCCUGUCAACUGGCUAGUAGCUAACGAUACAGUAGCGAGAAACACUAGCGAUAGCCUAAAAAGCUAGCUUGGAGCUCGGUUUCAAAAGUGUAGUAGCGAGUUAGCUAAUAAGUUAGCAUAACUUUGAUAAACCAGACGCGCUCAGAUGAGCUUAAAAGUUUUAUGUUGUUCUCAGUCGUUCGACAGAUGGCAUAAAGGCGCAGUUAAUUCUGCUACCGUCCACUUAAUUGAUCUGCUGCGUUUUGGCUCAGUGUCUUAACUAGUCCUCUUAGUUAGCUAGCUAAGUUUACUUUCGCCGUGCCUGGACCGACCCACCCACUAGGACUUUGGGGCCGAUGCGGACAGAUCAACCGGGAUCACGGCAUCACGACGAGCCGCAGCAGGCAUGCAGCCCCAACAGAUCUACGACUUUUCCAGCGAGGAGAACAGUCACAAAUGGCGAGGCCUCUUCGUGCAGGCGCUCCGCAAGGUGCAGCUACAGGUGCACCCUAACCUGUCGGCCAAGGAGGAUGCCCUGCAACACAUCGAGGAGCUCAUCCUGCAGCUUCUCAACAUGCUGUGUGUCGCUCAGCCUCGCUCCGUGGCAGAUGUGGAGGAGCGCAUUCAGAAGACCUUCCCAUACCCCAUUGAUAAGUGGGCGAUGGCUGACGCUCAGGCCGCCAUUGAGAAACGAAAGAGGAGAAUUCCUCUGCUGCUCCCAGUGGACAAAAUUCACCCUCUACUAAAGGAGGUUCUGGGUUAUAAGAUCGACUACCAAGUGUCCCUGUACAUCGUGGCUGUUCUGGAGUACAUCUCGGCAGACAUCCUCAAGCUUGCCGGCAACUACGUGGGCAAUAUCCGCCACUACGAGAUCAGUCAGCAGGACAUCAAAGUGUCCAUGUGUGCGGAUAAGGUGCUGAUGGACAUGUUUGACCAGGACGAGGACCUUGGUCUGGCCUACUUGUGUCCAGAGGAGCCUUCGUCGUCUGGGGAGCUCACAUACGACGACCUGGUACGGCUGGAGAUCGCCGAGGAGCGGCAAUACCUUCGCGAGCUCGACCUGAUCAUCAAAGUGUUCCGGCAGGCCUUCUUGUCCAACACCAAGCUCUUCAGCGCUCAGGAUGUGGAGGUGGUCUUCAGCAACAUCUUGGAUAUCCACGAGCUGACGGUCAAGCUGCUGGGGCUGAUCGAGGACGCCGUGGAGAUGACGGCGGACGGCAGUCCACACCCACUGGUGGGCAGCUGCUUCGAGGACCUUGCUGAGGAGCAGGCCUUUGACCCCUACGAGACGCUUUCGCAGGACAUCCUCUCCCGAGAGUUCCAGGAACACUUGAACGGCCUUAUGGCCCGCCCCACGGUGGCCCUGCACUUCCAGUCCAUAGCGGAAGGUUUUAAAGAGGCGGUUCAGUAUGUAUUACCACAGCUGAUGAUGGUGCCAGUCUACCACUGCUUACACUACUUUGAGUUGCUGCAGCAACUUCAGGAACGCAGCCAGGACGAUGACGACCGAGAGUGCCUGAAGCAGGCCAUUACCGCACUACUGAACCUGCAGUCCAGCAUCGAGCGCAUCUUCAACAAACACCAACCCCGCCGCAAACCAGGGGAGCCCAUGUACCGCCUGUACAGCCGGCCGGCGCGCAGCAAGCAGACGGCCACGCGGCGCAUGAGCGAGAUCCAGAAGAGCAUCGACGGCUGGGAGGGCAAGGACAUCGGCCAGUGCUGCAGCCGCUUCCUGCACGAGGGCCCGCUGCUGCGCUCGGGCGCCAAGCACGAGCGCCACAACUUCCUGUUCGACGGCCUGCUGGUCAGCUGCAAGGCGGCCAACCAGACCUCGCGGUUGCCCGGCGCCGGCAGCAACGCCGAGUACCGGCUCAAGGAGAAGUUCGUGCUGCGGCGGGCGCGCGUGCUGGACCGCGACGACGGGGGCGAGACGCGCCACGCCUUCGAGCUGGUGGGCAGCGGCGGGCGGGAGGAGGCGCCCGGCUGCUGCGGGGGAGGGGCGGUGUUCUGCGCGCGCUCGGCCGACGAGAAGGCCACGUGGAUGGCGGCGCUGGUCACCCUGCAGUGCCGCAGCACGCUGGAGCGGCUGCUGGACGCCGAGCUGCGGCGCGAGGAGAGGGCCCAGCCCCUGCGGCUGCCGCCGCCGCACCUCUACCGCUUCGCCGUGGCCGACUCGGAGGAGAACGUGGUGUUCGAGGAGCGGGCGCAGAGCGCCACCGGCAUCCCGCUCAUCAAGGCCGCCACGCUGCCCAAGCUCAUCGAGCGCCUCACCUACCACAUGUACGCAGAUCCCAACUUUGUGCGCACCUUCCUCACCACGUACCGAUCCUUCUGCAAGCCCGAUGAGCUACUCACGCUGCUCAUAGAGAGGAUAGAGAUUCCGGAGCAGGAGUCCAAAGAGGAGGAGCUCCAGGGCUUGUGGAACAGCGAUCAGCCAAUGGCUGCAGAGCUACAGAGGUUCCGCCGGGAAUAUGUCCAGCCAGUGCAGCUCAGGGUUUUGAAUGUGUUUCGUCAGUGGGUGGAACAUCACUUCUACGACUUCGAGAACAAUCCGGAACUCCGCAUCCAACUAGAGGAGUACAUCACCAGCAUCACACAGCUGAGAGGGAAGUCGAUGCGUAAGUGGGUGGAGUCCAUCCACAAGAUCAUCCGGCGUAAGCUGGCGGCGCAGGCCAACGGCGUGAGCCACAGCAUCACGUUCGAGCGCACGCCGCCGCCCAUCGAGUGGCACAUCAGCCGCGCCGGCCAGCUGGACAACUUCGACCUCAUGACCCUUCACCCCAUCGAGAUCGCCCGCCAGCUCACGCUGCUCGAGUCGGACCUCUACAGGGCGGUGCGUCCAUCUGAGUUGGUGGGCAGUGUGUGGACCAAAGAGGACAAGGAGAAGAACUCUCCCAACCUGCUGCGCAUGAUCCGCCACACCACCAACCUCACACUCUGGUUCGAGAAGUGUAUAGUGGAGGCGGAGAACCUUGAGGAGCGGGUGGCCGUGUUCACGCGGGUCAUCGAGAUCCUGCAGGUGUUCCAGGACCUCAACAACUUCAAUGGCGUGCUGGAGAUCGUCAGCGCCAUCAAUUCUGUGCCUGUUUACCGGCUCGACCACACCUUCGAGGGCGUCCAGGAGCGUAAGAAGCGGAUGCUAGAGGAAGCAGUGGAGCUGAGUCAGGAUCACUUUAAGAAGUACCUGGCCAAGCUCAAGUCCAUCAACCCACCCUGUGUGCCUUUCUUUGGUAUCUACUUGACCAACAUCCUGAAGACGGAGGAGGGGAACCCCGACUUCCUGAAGCGUCACAAUAAGGAGCUGAUCAACUUCAGCAAGCGGCGGAAAGUGGCAGAGAUCACCGGCGAGAUCCAGCAGUACCAGAACCAGCCAUACUGCCUCAGGGUGGAGCACGACAUCCGGCGCUUCUUUGAGAACCUGAACCCCAUGGGGAACAUGGGCGAGAAGGAGUUCUCUGACUACCUGUUCAACAAGUCCCAAGAAAUAGAACCCCGCAACUGCAAACAGCCUCCACGCUUUCCCAGGAAGACCAUGUACAGUCUGAAGUCUCCGGGCACGCGGGCCGUGCGGAAUUCGUCCACGAGUGGCGGAACGCUGAAGGGCCACCCGGUGCCGCUGGAGCGCGAGCCGCCGCACAAGUUCCGCAGCAUCGCCGAGACGGAACCGGAGCGGGAGCGGGAGAGCGCCCUGUCCGUGCCCACCUCGCCCAACACGCCCACCCCCACGCCCCCACAGUCCGCCUCCUCCGACCUGAGCAGCGUCUUCAUGGAGCCCGACCUCAGCAACAUGCAUGAAGGCAAUAACAGCAUAUUCGCUCCAGUUCUUCUUCCGCCUGCUUCAAAAUUCCACUCGGUGUCCUUCGGGAGUCUAAAUCAACUGUUUGCAGAGGAACCCCUCAGGCCCCCUCCUCUUCCCCCUCGCAGGAAAGAUGCUGUCUCAGAGGCCAAGCUAAGCUGCCGGUCAGACAGCCCUCCGGCCAUCCCGCCGCGGCUGCCCCCGCCCCUGCCCCGCCUCCAGCCCCGCAUCCCAACGGGCAUCUUCAACGGGCCCUCCACGCCGCUCCUCUCCUCGUCGGACACUCCGCUGCCCAGCCCGCCGCCGCCGCCGCCCCCUCCCCGGGACCCGCUGCCGGACACCCCGCCCCCCGUGCCCCAGCGGCCGCCCGAGAUCUUCAUCAACUACCCGGUCAACCUGCAGCCGUCGCCCGUCAACCGCUUCCACUGGGAGUUCAGCACCAGCUCGCCCAGUUCGCCCAGCACGCCUCCGGGCACCCCCUCGCCCCGCGUGCCCCGCCGCGGCUGCCCGCUCAGCACCAGCCAGAACAGCCUGUGCCACCUGUCGCUGCCCACGCCGGGCGGAGGGGGCGGGGGCAUGGGCGCGGCGCCCCCCGUGCCACCCCGGCACGUGCCCAGCAGCCCGCAGCUGCCCAAGCUGCCGCCCAAGACCUACAAGAGGGACCUGCCCCAGACGCCGCUGCCCCAGACGCCGCUGUCUGCGUUCUCGUUGGUGGACAAUGCAGACGGGAGCCAAUGAAAGCGGGCUUUUCCCUAAAUCAGGGAAGGGAAAUAAGGACGUCAGCCAAUGAGGGAUUUGGGUUCUUGUUUGACAGACACGGCAACCAGUAAGAGGGCACGAGUAAUGACUCAUAUGGGAGGGACAUCCCCCCCGCCCCCCCCCCCCCCCCCCCUGACUGUUGGAUUGAAUUAUGAGAUACCCAGUAAUACACACACACAGACACACACUUACUCAGAGGUGGGGAGCACUGUUCUCUCCCAGCAAAGUGUGUGUGUGUGUCAUGUCAAAGAAGUGUGUUGGAAGGGCAUGACCUAUGGAUUGUAUGUGUUCUGCAAAUUUAAAAGAAAAAAAAAAGAAAAAAAACAUGGCCUUUUUUUUUAAAAAAAAGAAAAAGAAAAGCUCGUCAAGAUGAACUUAAACAAGCAGACUGAAUUAAAAAAAAAAAAAACACAAGGAAACAGUUACUAACGGAAAAAAACAUAAAAAAUAUAAAGCUACUGAUCAACAAGACCCACCCACCUGCCUGUCUAUGCCCUUGGCCAAUCAUGGCACGCCUCAACUAAUUCUAUGCCCCGCCCAUCACCUGAAGCCAGUGGAAGACCCUGCACCACUCUGACAGCCAAUCGGAGAGUAGCAAUGACCACCAAUCACCUUUCAGAGUGUGUGUUUGUGCACGCAUGCCAGCACAUGCUCAGAAAGAGAUUGAAGUCUGGUCUCCCGUCUACUAUAUCUGUGACUGUAUUGAGAGAAGCAGGCCCGUUUUGGACUCUCUCUCUCUGUCUCUCUCCCUCUCUCUCCCUCCCUCCCUCUCUCUCUCUCUCUCUCUGACCAGUGGUGACCCAAACCCUGGACGUGGACUCUCUGAUUGCCUUAAAGGAGCGUGGGAGCGGUGUGCCACCUGGCGUGCUCCUGGAGUGGUCCGAGUGUCGCCUGAACGCUGCCCCCUGAGGGCGACGUGACGGCGGGGCUGACCGGUGCAGAGUUGGCUGCCCUCCGACGACCUUUAACCUGCUGUGACCCUAACAGGCACUGACUGCACACUCUCUCUCUCUCUCUGGAGACUGACCGACUGACUGACUGAUGUUGAUAUUGAUAUUGAGACUGAGGGGGCAUCCUGGGGCCUAAUGCAUAUACAGCUACCACAGCGCAUUCACCAGGCUGCUAAUCAAUGAAAGGAAGAGGAGCCUGAACUAGCGAAUAUAAACACUUAAAGACUAAAAUGCCUACCGCCACCACGCAAAUACAAUUACUACACACACACACACACACACACACACAUACACAUACACAGCGCACACACACACACACACCUAUACACAUAUUGAAGGCCAUUGGCAGACAGAGGCAGAGCCCAGGAGGGCUAGCCAUCUGUCUGAACGACUCAAUACUGUUGAACUCUUUUUCUACGCACUGCAGUUUUGUGGCCAAAGUCUUACUUUAUGCAGGAGGACGGACUAAGAGGACAAGUAGAAACAGAACACGGUCCCCUGCCCUUUGCUUCUUUUAGUCGUUUUCAAAUGAGUAACUGCACUGUACCACUGCAGGGCUCAGCCUGUUACUUAAUGUUACACACACACACACACACACACACACACACACUCGCUUAUCUUUAGUUGCCUUUUAAUACAGCUCAGACCUAUGACCUGAGGCUGUGACCAGUCAACAAGCUGAGAGAACUGGAGAGAGAAUGUGUGUGUGUAUGUGUGUGUGUGUGUGCACAUGUGCGAGCAUGUGUCCAGUGUUGGAAUGUGUGGCUCCUGAGUAGGAGUGUGUGAGAUGAGGUGGAUGUGGACGAGGCCGCUGACCGUGAAGUAGUGACGACAUGUUCUCCAGCGUAGGGCUGGCGAGGAACGUCAGGAGAGAUUAUAUGAGAAUUCUAAAGACCGAAGACAUGAGUGCCAGUAGUGUGUGCGUGUGUGUGUGCGUCUGUGCGUGCGCAUGCUUGGUGCAUGUGUGUCUGCAAGGUGUUUUUCUGUGCGAGUGUGUCCGUUUGCUCUCCAGUGAUCUCUCAAGCAAUCUAAAGCCAAGACGAUGUCUUACACCCCGACCUUGAAGAUGCCUGCUGCUGGCAAAAGGACUCCAGCCCCCAGAAUCCUCCACUGAGCGUUCACCUCUGAAUGCUCAAGUACACCCACCCCCCCACCCCUUGUAACAAUCCCUGACCAGUCACCAUGGAGCACUCCAGUCAGCAGCCAAUCAGAAGCGCAGGACUCUGGAACAAGGCCAUACAUCUCCCUGAUUUGUCUUUCUGUGUCUUCUCUGGAAAAAAAAAAGUCAGGAUGAAUUUGUUUUGUUUUUUUUCCGACGACUGAAAACCUGCAUUGUUUCUCAAUAUGUGCCUUUUGUUUUCUUUGAAACGCUUUGCAAAAUAAUUUGUAAAAAUGCUUGAAAAAAGACAAACAAAAAGUGUUGGUUGCCUAACACACACUGCUGUACACUACAGUGUUAGAAGUCUCUGUAACAUUUACACUCUAACGGAAUUGUGUGUGUGUGCGCGAGUGUGUAUGUGUGCGCGCGCGCGAGUGUGUAUGUGUGUACGUGCGUGUGUUUGUGUGCGUGUGUGUGUGUGCGCGUUGGAGUCUGAAACUCAAAUUCUUUGCCUUGUAUGAAACUUAAAAACCCUACUGCCCAAAGCCAUGACACAGAAAUAACAGAUGUUUAUUUAGAUUAUUUCUUUAGUGCUAAGCAGUCCCACCGACAAUACCAUCUUGAAAAAAUCCUCAGUGUACACGCACGCACGCACGCACGCACGCACGCACGCACGCACGCACAUCAGAAUGCAGUAUAACAGCCAUCUUUGCAUAUCUGCUUUGAAAAACCAAAUGAAUAGAUAGCACUCGUCAAACCUUUGGUCAAGUGAAAAAACGAAUUAACUACUACACUGUUGCAAACUAUUAACGAUAGCUUGUUUGGCCGGGUCGACUGACGGGACACUCAGUCGGAGUAGAUGUAUGUUUCUGGAUGACCAGAAGGACGCAAACUACCAGCCCCCAGGGGAUGGAGGAGAGGGGUGACCAGGCUCACUAUCUGCACUUUAGGCAAUACUGUUAAAGAGAUUGGAAGUGAAUACAAAAUAACACCUUUACACAGAAACACACACAUACACACACACACACACACUAAUCGCUUUUAACCCAAGUGAGUACUCGAUGCCCUAUGAUCAUCGUUCAUCAAAAUGCACACACACACUUUGAAGCGAACACUCCGCAGAUGUGCAAAAUCUGCAAGCGUCCUUGCAGAGUCCCCCCGUUUCUGUCACACACAUAGGAAGAGGCAUCCACAGUGCCCUGAGGGGUCGGUGUGUUGCCCACGAGGACUCCUCAGACACGGCGGCCUUACAGGACUAAUGUCCUCUAUGAUGUCACAUCCUGUUUGUGUCACCGGAGGCGAUAGGCGUGUGCUUUGGCAUUUUGUUUUCCUGUGCUGUUGUUUUUUUUUUGUUUAAAUCCUGUACAAGUCCCCUGGUCCUGACACUUAACAUGCUCCUCCAGGCUAUCCCAGAAUUCUGGGUGGUAGCAGCUGGUGGUGUGUGGCCUUUAACCAUAGAAAAAAAAAGCAUUUUGUAUUCAUGUUCUGAAAGAGAUUAAUAAAAAAUCACCUGGU